GCCUCUGCAGAGCUGCAGGUCAAUAAUCUCUGGUGAUAAUGAAUGAAUGAAUGUUUUAAAAUCUCAUUUAAAAGGUCCUGCAACGAAUAAAAGCUUUUAAAGGUUUUUGUUCUGUUUGCAUCUGGGAAAUUUCACUGCUUUUCUGCAUGAACCAUGGAUCAGUUUCGUGGAUUAUUUAGUAAACUGGACCAAAAUGAGGAUGGAUUCGUUUCUGUGGCGGAGCUGCAAGACGAAAUGAGGAAGCAUGGGAUUAUUUCAGCGGAUGGGAAGGUCCAGAGUAUCGUCGAGUCUUAUGACAGAGACAAAGAUGGCCUGCUGGAUUAUCAAGAGUUCCUCAGCUACAUGAUGGACAGAGAGAGGAAGUGGAAAAUUCACUUUCAUGACCUUGAUAAGAAUAAUUGUGGAGUCAUUGACCAGGAGGACAUCAUAUGUUUGUUUAAGGAGUUAGGAGUGGUCAUUUCAAAGCCGAAUGCAAAAAAAAUUAUACAAAUGAUGGAUAAGGACAACUCGAUGACGGUGGAUUGGGAUGAAUUCCUGCACCACAUCAUCCUGAACCCUGUGGAUAACAUCGGGGAGCUAGUGUCCUCAUGGAAACACAGUUUGGUGUUUGAUGUCGGGGAGAGCCGUGGGAUCCCCAUUGAGUUCCCCGAAGAAGCGUCUGGCUUCAGUGCUUGGAGGACAUUUGUUAUGUCAGCAGGACUGGCGGAUGCUGUGUCCCGGACCAUGACGGCACCCAUAGACCGCCUUAAAACACAACUUCAGGUGUAUGGAUCCAAGGCCUUCUCCCAAGGUUUUCAGGAGAUGAGAGGAGGUGGUUUGCGGUCAAUGUGGCAAGGCAACGCUGUCAACGUGCUGAAAGGAACGCCACAGUCGACACUUCAGUGUCUUAUCUACGCCCAGAUGAAGGUCUACACCCAAAACAGGACCCAGCAGACUCUGACGGUGCAGCAGCGUUUCGGGUUGGGCUGCAUCUCUGGAGCUGUGGCUCACGCUGUCUUCUACCCCUUAGAGGUGCUGAAGGUGAGGCUGAACCUGCAGCAGGCUGGCACUUACCAUGGCGUUGCAGUGUGUGCCCGAUCCAUUUAUAGAAACGAGUCUUUGUCUUCCUUUUACAGAGGAUUCAAGCCCAGCAUCCUCUGUAUGAUCCCCUAUGCAGGUGUGGAGUGUGCUGUUCAUCAGUCAAUCAUGAGCUGGGCAAAAAGCGAUCCCGCCUUCAACAGUGACUCCAAACUGUUUUUCUUCAGCUUUGUGGCGUUUGCUUCUGGACAAAUCACCAGUUACCCGCUGGCUGUGAUCCGAACUCAGCAGCAAGCGCAGGCCUUCAGAUCAGAUUCACGGCCAGCCUCGGGUGUAUUACCGGGACUGACUGGGAUAUAUGAAAGAUAUGGAAUUAGAGGAUAUUAUAAUGGAAUGGCAGCCAGCUUCGUCAGGGCGAUACCGUGCGCCUUAAUGAACUACACUCUGACUAGAAAAUUUGAAAAUGUUUUUUCCUCCUUGGAGUCUUGAGGAAAUUAGAAAAAAAAUCAAAAGCUUUGAGUUUUAUUCUUGUUAAUUAUACAAACAUACGUCUGAAAAAAAUGCCUGAGAUGUGAAAUGAGGUCAAUCACGAAGUUAUGGUUAACUCUGCAGGAUUUGCUUUGUUAUAUUUUCUGUUGACCACGAGCAUGGAACCAUGAUCUGACUGACUUUAAAUAUGUAAUAACCAAGAGUAACAGCGGGCUACUCGACAUGCUCUUUGCAAAUAAGAAAAUAUGUUGCUGUGUGGACUGUAUAAUAAAAUGAUACUUCAUAGCACAAA
Oreochromis aureus is the source of this 1798-nucleotide messenger RNA. It is a transcript of the gene slc25a24l, whose product is annotated as solute carrier family 25 member 24, like. Bases 154 to 1506 code for a protein of 450 amino acids. NCBI's taxonomy places the organism in Eukaryota, Metazoa, Chordata, Actinopteri, Cichliformes, Cichlidae. Gene Ontology annotation, molecular function: ATP transmembrane transporter activity; calcium ion binding. Gene Ontology annotation, biological process: transmembrane transport. The transcript is spliced from 10 exons. The record is from RefSeq and is a predicted model, not a curated record.